CCCCUACUCUUUGGAAACCCCCCCUUUCUCUCUUAUGUUCUUCCCUAACUAAUAUACAAAAAGCAAGAAUUAAUUUUAUGUAUAGUUAGUUGCUCUGCAUGUGCUCUGCCAUCGCACAGUUUGCUUUUUAUGAUAAUAAUCGCACCGCCCAUUUCUCUCUUUACAAUCUUAUUCUGUCAUAUAACUGCAAUUUGAUUCUCUAUACACCCCCUUUUCGAACUAUAUAAAAGCUCUCGCGCUGUUUUUGAAAUUAUAGUCAUAAAAAAAAAACAGAGAAAAUGGGUGAACAAAUCAUGGAGCAAGCAAAGGAAGAAGUAAAAGUAGAGGAGAAAAAGGAAGAACAAACAGAGGAGAAGAAAGAAGAGAAAGUAGAAGAGAAAAAAGAAGAGCCAAAACCAUCUCCCCCUUUCAUUUUGUACGUGGACUUGCAUUGUGUGGGAUGUGCCAAGAAAAUUGAGAGGUCUAUUUCAAGGAUUAGAGGGGUUGAAGGGGUAGUGAUAGACAUGGCCCAAAACCAAGUAACAAUAAAGGGAGUAGUAGAGCCACAAGCAGUGUGCGACAGUAUUACGAAGAAAACAAAGAGAGUUGCAAAAGUAUUGUCACCCUUGCCAGCAGCUGAGGGUGAACCAAUUCCUGAAGUUGUUGCUUCACAGGUAAGUGGAUCGACUACGGUGGAGCUUAACGUCAACAUGCAUUGUGAGGCUUGCGCCGAGCAACUUAAAAAGAAGAUUCUCAGAAUGAAAGGAGUGAGAAGUGCGGAAACAGAAGCCAGCACGGGAAAAGUAACGGUGACAGGCACCAUGGACGCCGAUAAGCUCGUCGAGUAUGUCUAUAGACGCACCAAAAAGCAAGCCAAAAUUGUCCCUCAACCCGAACCCGAAGAACCAAAGCCUGAAGAGUCCAAACCCGAAGACACAAAGCCAGCUGAAGAAGCUAAACCCGAAGAGAAGAAAGACGACGAAAAGAAAGAAGGUGGCGACGGUGAAAAACCACCGGAGGAAGAAAAGAAAGAAGGUGAAGAAGAGGAAGAACAAAAAGGAGAAGAGAUCAUUCCAAUUGGAGAUAUUCAUGAUCAACACACCAUCAAUAAGAUGAUGCUUUAUUAUCCGUAUCAACCACUUUACGUUAUUGAAAGAAUCCCACCUCCGCAGCUCUUCUCUGAUGAAAACCCUAAUGCAUGUUGCAUUACAUAAUAACCAUGCAAUCAAUAAUAGUACUUAAUCGAUCCCACACUGAGUUUUUAUGAUAUUGUGGGAUGAUGAUUAAACACGUAGGAAGUAUUUCAUUUGUUGUAUGGAUGGUCAUGUGAAGGGGAUAUAUUAAUUUUCCCUAGAUGAAUAAUGAUAAAUACCAAUAUUUAUCGUGUAAUACCUAGUCUUGAACAUAGUACUUCAAGAGUAGCUACGUUACAUCAUUGUUGUUUUUUCUGUUAUGUAUAUAUACUAUUAUAAGUAUUGUUGUUUUUUCUGUUAUGUAUAUAUAAUAUUAUAAGUAUUAAUUACCA
Molecule: messenger RNA, 1504 nt
Organism: Lycium barbarum (goji berry)
Lineage: Eukaryota; Viridiplantae; Streptophyta; Magnoliopsida; Solanales; Solanaceae
Product: heavy metal-associated isoprenylated plant protein 9-like
Exons: 5
Coding region: 279-1193 (304 amino acids)
Molecular function (GO): metal ion binding
Source: RefSeq, a predicted model, not a curated record